Messenger RNA from Lotus japonicus, 2487 nucleotides. Its product is annotated as protein S-acyltransferase 21. The record is from RefSeq and is a predicted model, not a curated record. The coding region runs from base 219 to 2150 and encodes 643 amino acids. Gene Ontology annotation, biological process: peptidyl-L-cysteine S-palmitoylation; protein targeting to membrane. Lineage: Eukaryota; Viridiplantae; Streptophyta; Magnoliopsida; Fabales; Fabaceae. The transcript has 10 exons. Gene Ontology annotation, molecular function: protein-cysteine S-palmitoyltransferase activity. Gene Ontology annotation, cellular component: endoplasmic reticulum; Golgi apparatus.
ACAGUGUAUCAUUCUCUCUUCUCUACCUUCCCACAAUACUCUUCUCUCUCUCUCUUCACUUCUUCGUUGAAUUUGACUUCACAGACAAACCCUAGCCUAGCCUACGAUUCCAGAAUCGCUCUAUGAAUCGUUGAGGUUUCAAUGAAGCAGAUGGUGGCGGUUUUCUGAGUUCUGAAAUGCUUCUGAUUUGGUGCUAGUUUCUGUUAACGACGGUGGCUAUGGCUCGGCGCCGCCAUGGAUGGGAGCUUCCUUUUCACACUUUUCAGGUUGUGGCGAUAACGGUUUUUUUCGUGUUAUCCACUGCGUAUUAUGUCUUCUUUGCUCCUUUUCUCGGAAAGGAUAUCUAUGAGUAUGUGGCUUUGGGUGUUUACUCUGUACUGGCUCUCUCUGUGUUCGUUCUUUAUGUUCGGUGCACUGCCAUUGAUCCUGCUGAUUUAGGAGUAAUGCAUGACUGUGACCAGACAUCUAAAAAAGGAUCAAAACUUGAUGAAGAGUUGGCAGAACCCAGCAAGGUAGGACCAAAUGGCGAAGUAAUGUCUGAUUUGCAUAAUUCAAAUUGGUGCUCCACACUUGGAUGUUUCUUUUGUAGUUUCCUUGCUAGGGAAGAUUGCCGCAGUAAUGAAGAUAUUACUCUACAGCAGCAAUCUGGAGAGGAGGAUGUUUUGUUCUGUACUUUGUGCAAUGCUGAGGUGCGGAAGUACAGUAAGCAUUGUAGAAGUUGUGACAAAUGUGUUGAUGGAUUUGAUCACCAUUGCCGGUGGUUGAACAAUUGUGUUGGAAGGAAGAAUUACAUCACAUUUGUGUGCCUCAUGGCAGUGAGCCUAGUUUGGCUUAUAGUUGAAUGUGGAGUAGGGAUUGCCGUCCUUGUCAGAUGCUUUGUUGAUCAGAGGGGUACUGAGAAUCAAAUAGCUCUAAAGCUUGGAGCUGGAUUCUCUCGAAUCCCAUUUGCUAUUAUAGUGGCCCUAUGCACAGCAGUUUCUUUCCUUGCAACUGUACCUUUGGGUGAAUUAUUCUUUUUUCAUAUGAUCCUCAUUCGCAAGGGUAUCACCACAUACGAGUAUGUCGUUGCCAUGAGAACUCUAAGUGAACCACCUGGGCCUUCAGUUGAUGGGGGUGAACAGCACAGUCUACAAUCAUCUCCUGCUAGUUCAGCUGUCACCGGAAUAAGUGGAAGAAGCUCUGUUGGAUUGAGUUUGCAACACAAAGGUGCUUGGUGUACACCUCCAAGGAUAUUUAUGGAUCACCCGGAUGAAAUUAUACCACAUUUGGAGCCAGGAAGCCUACCAUCAACUGUUGAUCCAGAUGCAAUACCUGACAAAGGGAAAAGGGUGAACAGGCGCCCUGUGCGAAUAAGCGCGUGGAAUCUUGCAAAAUUGGAUUCUAAUGAGGCAGCUAAGGCAGCAGCUAAAGCUAGAGCAUCAUCAUCUGUGCUUCGCCCAAUAAGUUCCCGAUCUCAUGCAUAUGAUGUUGAUCAUUUAUCUAGUAGCAAUGUUAGUGGAAGAAGCAGCCCUAUUAGCAAUCAAGGAUUUAGCAACAAAUAUGAUACUGCAGGUACAUCGAAGUUAUCUCCUUACAAGAGCUCAAACCCUCCUAGUCAAGCAAGCAAGGAAGAUAUAGAUGCAUGUCAACAGAGUAUGAGUAACUUCAGCAGUCCUCAAGUCUCCAACUUUGCUCCUUCACCAGGGCUAAAGCCGGACUUGAACAGAGACCAUUUCAACCCCAUGUAUCAACAACCAUCAGGAAACCAGUCUCCUUCAUCAGCUAAAGAAAGCGAAAGGAAUGUAAAUCCAGUUCAUGAAAAUGGUGCACGUGUACCAAUGAGAAGUAACAGACUAGCUAUUCCAGAGAAUAGAAGAUCGUCAGUGUUUUGGGAUCAAGCAGCCGGGCGCUUUGUGUCCUCCUCAUCUAGAGGUCAUGGCAGUUCUCAGGCUUCUGGAACAGAGUUAUUGUACACUGGUCGUAAUAUAUUUUUUGGCAGUCCUGUCGUGAAUGAACAACCAACUACGGGAACAAGAAAUAGCAGCUCAGUAGUUGCUGGUAUUUCGGAUAGAGAUUCUAUGUCAAGGGAUUUUCAGCAAGGUAGAUCACAUAGAGGUGCCCAGCUUCCUGUGUUUGUUCCUGGUUAUUCCCAGCAAAACAAGUUCUCUUAGAUUUCGUUGAGUUUGAGUCCUUCACCAGUAAUUGCAAUUUUUUUUCUUCUCUUCCUUCUUUAUUUUCAGGAAAUUCCUAGAACAUUAUCUUUCACUUUGAAAUGUCUAUUUUGUUCCACUGUGCUUAUAGCACGUUUGGAUCAGCUUCUAUUUCAUUAGAAUCAAUUCUGAAACCUGAAGCUAUUCACAAAAGCUUCUUCCCAGAAUUGAUUCUGACUUUAGGAUCAAUUGUAGAAGAAUUUCCAAACUUGCACGUUUGCAAUUGCUUCUGUACAGGCUAAGGAUCACAACCACUGUACAUUUUAUUGACGACUAUCAUUGGACGUUUCUCUGUGCA